Molecule: messenger RNA, 569 nt
Organism: Bufo gargarizans (Asiatic toad)
Lineage: Eukaryota; Metazoa; Chordata; Amphibia; Anura; Bufonidae
Product: gastrin/cholecystokinin-like peptide
Exons: 3
Coding region: 113-442 (109 amino acids)
Cellular component (GO): extracellular region
Molecular function (GO): hormone activity
Source: RefSeq, a predicted model, not a curated record
GGGACACCCAGGGAUGUGUGGAAACCUGUUAGCAGGCGUUCACUUACCCUGCAGCUCCUCUGCAGGUUAUGGGGAGCAUUACACAGUUCAAAAUUAAAUCAAUGGUCCUUUCAUGCACAGAGAGAUGGACAGAAAGGUUUGUGUUAGUAUUCUGUUAGCCAUGCUAGCAACAGCUGCCCUCUGUAGGCCAAAGACAGAACUGCAAUCAGCAAGGUUUGGACCACAAAAGAAGAACCCUUUUCCUUCUGAAGUCAGCAGACGGGACCUCCUAGCAUCAUUGUCCCAUGAACAGAAGCAGCUAAUGAUGUCACAACUUCUCCCUCAGCUAUUUGCAGAAAUCUCCAAUGCUGAAGGCCACCUUCAGCCCAUGCAUGACCGGGACUACGCUGGAUGGAUGGACUUUGGCCGCAGGAGUUCAGAAGACCAGAUCUCAGACUCUUAAGAGUGUAGUGCUGUGAACAUCUCAAUAGUUGCUGUAUUAUUCUUAAAGUAUUGGCCUGUUCAGGUUUCUGGUGAGAAUUGUACUAAUGAUGUAUUGAGAGUAAAAAAAUAAUAAUAAAAAAAAAAUA